Molecule: messenger RNA, 3383 nt
Organism: Seminavis robusta
Lineage: Eukaryota; Bacillariophyta; Bacillariophyceae; Naviculales; Naviculaceae
Source: the annotation of a GenBank genome assembly
GCGGUAGUGAAUGACUCUUUCAUUUAUGAUACAUUCAAAAUUCAAAACCAGGCUUGUGUGCCAAUGCCGACAGACAGGCUCAUCAAUCAUUCGUUGGUGGGAGCCUUUGGCGCGAAGGAUCAGCCACCAACUCUGGGACACGGAAAGAUCGCACCCUCACUUUUCUUUUUCGUGGAGGAGUUUCGUUAAUUUGAGUUGAUUGCCUCUUUGAUAUUAUCAUUAUCAACAAACCCCUACCAUGAUGACCCCUGAGCGUACCAAUAGCAACGACGAGGUGGAAGACGAACCCCUCAUGGGAUCUGGCCCUGUCCCCAUUAUGGAUGUAGCGGACCUUGAAAACCCAAGUCUGCUUAGCGACGACACUUCUGUUGACGCGAGCGUGAGCGUAUUGGAUGUCAGCGCCGCCAUCAACAACUCUGUCAAUGCAUCCAUGACUUCCGAGAACUGCAAGAUCAUUGACGAAUCUGAUGUCCACCAUACUCCAUGUCCCGACCCCGAGGGAACGCCGGCUAUGGAUGUUAACAUGAACACAGUCAUGCUUCAAGCCAGUGGUAUUAUCCCCGAUGCAGCCAACUUGACGCCUGUCAAGUUGGAUGCCGACCUCAAGGAACAAGACACCUUCACCUCCUCCCCCACCAACAGCCGCGACUCGGAGCUGGAAAGGAAGGAAGACGACUGCGAAUCUCGCCCAAUCUCGCGCCGCCAACAGCGCAUGCGAAUUGUCCGUUGCUAUGGAACCGUCGCCGUUAUUGUUCUGAUCUUUGCCAUUGGAAUUCCUUUGGGCGCUGUCAUGCUCUUCAAGAACCAAAACAACGAGACAAGCUUUUCUGGCGCCACGGACAAUGCCAAUGACCCUUCUACCACUACUACUACUACCACCACCACUACUACUACUUUGGAUCAGGCCACUACAGCUCCUGUCUAUGAAGAGACCACCAAGGAUCCCUACCACGAAGAGUCGGAAAACACCAAGGCCCCCGAGUGGGUUGAUGAUGAAGAUGGAAACACGGAUGCCCCUGACCUUUGGCAAGAAGAAGGUACCGUCGAACCUGAAGAGGUUGACACGAAACCUCCUGUUGCUGUGACGGAGGCUCCUGUGGUGACUGAUCCCCCGGUUGUAGUUACUGAUGCACCGAUCCCUGAAACGGAGUCUCCGGUAUUGAUGACAUCUCCUCCUGCCCCUGUCACGGAUGCUCCUGUUGUUCCCAAUACAACCAACACCUUUGGAGAGCGCAAUGUGACCUCGGACAAUGAAAAUCUUUCGACUUCUACUCCCACCUCGGGAACCGUAGAACCCGAAUCAGAAGCUCCAGUAACAGAUGCACCUGAAGAGGAGGCCACCAUUGAGCCUACGGAUGAAGACACAACCUUUGGUCCAACCGCAAAUCCCACAUUUGUUCCUACUGCCGCACCCACUUUCCGCGCAACUCCUUCCCCAACUUCUCCCGCUCCGACAGUCCCUGCCACCCCCGGUCCCGACAGAUCUGCUGUCUACUUUGACUUGAUCAAUGUGACUUCUCCAGCAAUUCUGCAAGACACUGCUACUCCUCAAGCUCUUUCCUAUUUGUGGCUGGUGGAGCAGGAUCAAAUCAUGCCGGUGCCCUCGGGACGCAAGGCCAUCCAACGCUAUGUGCUCAACGUCAUGGAUCAUGUUAUGCAUGACCCCAUUCGCUCUAUUCUCAGUGACCCUACCACGGAUGAGUGUGAAUGGACUGGUGUUGUUUGCAACCAGACUACUGGAGAAGUCACCCAAAUCAAUUGGUUGAGACAAGGAUUGAAUGGACAACUUGUGCCUGAGAUGAGAUACUUGACCAGCUUGGAGCGCCUCGACCUGUCUGAAAACGAACUCACGGGAACUCUAGACAAUCUCUACGCAACCACUAGCUUGAAGUAUGUCUACUUGGAGAACAACCAGUUCACUGGACCACUUUCUGAGCAGGUUGGAUUGAUGGAACACCUUGACUCGCUUUACUUGGGUCACAACCAAUUGACUGGACAGCUUCCCAUUUCACUCAGAUCUCCACGAGGCCAAGCCAAGCCCUUGCGAUGGUUAAUCCUCUCCCAUAACAAGUUCUCAGGUUACUUGCCUCCAGACUGGCGCAUGCGUAAUGUCUUCCAUCUUGACUUGGGCUACAAUAACUUCCAAGGGCCACUCCCUUCUGAUUGGGAAAAUAACAUGGUCCGACUUCGUCACCUCUACUUGGACCACAACGGCUUCACAGGAACUAUCCCUUCCAACUUUGCUAGACUUGGUAAUGGAAGAAUCAAGCAACUCCAUUUGAACAACAACUUCCUGACAGGAACGGUUCCUUUCGGCUUUGACCCUGUUGACCAGCUUACGUCGUUCAGUGUGCAAGGCAACAACAUUACCACCCCCAUCGAUCCGGCCCUCUGUUCGCUCAGCGUCUUCGAGCUUGGCGUGAUGGUCGAAAUGCGCACAGAUUGCGAUAUUUGUACUUGUGACAUGCUUUGCAAAUCCUGCCAGGAGUAAACUAACCACCAGCCCACAGUGAAGGCGGUGGUCAUAGUCUGAACCAUCUGUGCAGCCUUCCUUCUACUACUAGUUGGGUAGUGGUGUGUCGGUUUGGGCUUUUAAAGUUAUAUUAAGAUAUACAUUAUUGAAAUUGUUUAGAGCUGUUUGUCAACAUGUGGUUGCCCUGGUUGUCUUUCAUAUUCAUUGCUUGUUGUUGGUCCUUCGUCUGCGGAAGAGAUCGUCGAAUUGCUUCAAUUCUUCUUUCUCGAAGCCCUCAAAGUCCAGAGUUUCUAAUCUGGGCAGCUUCAGAACUUCGGUCAACAAUCGUCGGAUCUCCUUUGUUGAUCUUCGGUCAUCUCCUUCCCUUUUCUCACUUCUCACCAAGUUAAGGUAUCGCAGUGUGUAGUUGUGUCGGAAGGAAAAGAUGACAUCAAGAAAGGUCUUGGAAUCAAAGUCUUCAUCAAUGUUCAGGUCCAAGAAGAUAAAGUUCGGCCUGUUCUUCCUCAGUUUCUCUGGGAUGAUUGUUGCUGCUGUUGCCGGUGUUGCUGCUGUUGUCAUUGCUGCUUCUGUGUUUGUUGUUUUUGUGUUUUGUUUUUUGUUUUUUGUGAGAACAGAUCAAGGGUUGCUUGAACAAAUCGACGACAGGGAGCACAAGACAAGAAAGGUGGUACAAAUUGUUUGCAUGGAAAUUACUAUCUUGACUUGUCUCAAACUCGCAAGCACAGUUCAUAUCUUGUCUUGCGAAAAGGCUUGUAGUUCGCAAAGUGUUGUUGAGUUGCCUUGCUCGAGACAUUAUCGCCAUGCAUCAACCCAGGACUGGUGACAAACCCUGCAUGGAGCAGUCCAGCACGACCUGAGACCCAGUGUUCAUGGAUGCUGUUAGCCCGACCGAAUUCAAAAACAGAACAGG